GCGCAGCCGGCAGCUGAGAAGCGGUGCGGACUCCAGUGGUUGUGUGGUGGGCGCCGUCCCGGUGGCGGGGAGCGCACUGCGGAGGGGGCAUGAGAUCGGAGAAAUCUCUGACGCUGGCGGCGCCGGGGGAGGUCCGCGGGCCGGAGGGGGAGCAACAGGAUGCGGGAGACUUCCCGGAGGCCGGCGGGGGCGGGGGCUUGUGUAGUAGCGAGCGGCUGGUGAUCAAUAUCUCCGGGCUGCGCUUUGAGACCCAACUGCGCACCCUGUCGCUCUUUCCCGACACGCUGCUGGGAGACCCGGGCCGCCGCGUCCGCUUCUUCGACCCCCUGAGGAACGAGUAUUUCUUCGACCGCAACCGGCCCAGCUUCGACGCCAUCCUCUACUACUACCAGUCGGGGGGCCGCCUGCGGAGGCCGGUCAACGUGCCCCUGGACAUCUUCCUGGAGGAGAUCCGCUUCUACCAACUGGGAGAUGAGGCCCUGGCAGCCUUCCGGGAGGACGAGGGCUGCCUGCCCGAGGGUGGUGAGGACGAGAAGCCGCUGCCCUCCCAGCCCUUCCAGCGUCAGGUCUGGCUUCUCUUCGAGUACCCAGAGAGCUCGGGGCCCGCCAGGGGCAUCGCCAUCGUCUCCGUGUUGGUCAUUCUCAUCUCCAUCGUCAUCUUUUGCCUGGAGACCCUGCCCCAGUUCCGUGCAGAUGGUCGAGGUGGAAGCAAUGGUGGUGGUGUGAGCAGAGUCUCCCCGGUCUCCAGGGGGAGUCAGGAGGAAGAGGAGGAAGAAGACGAUUCCUAUGCCUUUCAUCCUGGCAUCACCCCUGGGGGAAUGGUGCCAGGGGGCUCAUCCUCACUAAGUACUUUUGGGGGCUCCUUCUUUACUGACCCCUUCUUUCUCGUGGAGACCCUGUGCAUCGUUUGGUUCACUUUUGAGCUCCUGGUGCGCUUCUCUGCCUGCCCCAGCAAGCCAGCCUUCUUCCGCAACAUCAUGAACAUCAUUGACUUGGUGGCCAUCUUCCCCUACUUCAUCACGCUGGGCACUGAGCUGGUGCAGCAGCAGGAACAGCAGUCAGCCAGUGGAGGUGGUGGCCAGAAUGGGCAGCAGGCCAUGUCCCUGGCCAUCCUCAGAGUGAUCCGCCUGGUUCGGGUGUUCCGCAUCUUCAAGCUCUCCCGCCACUCCAAGGGGCUGCAGAUCCUGGGCAAGACCUUGCAGGCUUCCAUGCGGGAGCUGGGCCUGCUCAUCUUCUUCCUGUUCAUCGGCGUCAUCCUCUUCUCCAGUGCUGUCUACUUCGCAGAGGCUGAUGAUGAUGAUUCGCUCUUUCCCAGCAUCCCGGAUGCCUUCUGGUGGGCAGUAGUAACAAUGACCACGGUGGGUUAUGGGGACAUGUACCCCAUGACAGUGGGGGGCAAGAUUGUGGGCUCGCUGUGUGCCAUCGCUGGGGUCCUCACCAUUGCCCUGCCUGUGCCCGUCAUCGUCUCCAACUUCAACUACUUCUACCACCGGGAGACGGAGCAGGAGGAGCAGGGCCAAUAUACCCAUGUCACUUGUGGGCAGCCCACACCAGACCUGAAGGCAGCUGACAAUGGACUUGGCAAGCCUGAGUUCUCUGAGGGCCCCCGGGAACGGAGACCCAGCUACCUUCCCACUCCACAUCGGGUAUAUGCAGAGAAAAGGAUGCUCACUGAGGUUUGACCAAUGCAUAGGCAGGGCCUGCACGAGAAGGAUGGCGCUGAGCAAACGAUCUCUUAGGCUUCCUUCUCAUUCUCCACUACUCUCACCCUAGGUCCAGCUGACUUCCUACUCCCUCUCCAACACCCAGUGGAUGGCAGCCUGGACUGUCAACCUUGUUGCUUGUUCCCUGCAGCAUUCAAGGUUUAUCCAUCUAAGUGACAUUUUUGAAAUUCUAACGGUGCCGCCCAUCCAUGCCCAUCUUCUAUUACAUGGAUGAGAGUUCCAUCUGACCUUCCCUCAAGACUCUGAUUUUUCAUGUCUGGGACUUGUAGUAUCUCUAGGAACAGAGAUGUCAACAGGAUAGAAACCAAGCUUACCUGGGUUCUGUUUCUCUCCUUAGCUUUGGGGCAUGCACCUGUCUUACCUUCCAGCCGUGUGGUAACUAGCAGAAGCCAGAGGACAGAAAUAAUACUCAUCCUGCCAUUUUCCUCCAGUGCCCUGUAACACCUGCUGGUCAUUUGGCAGAGGACCCUUUGUAGAGCCUUUAGCUGUGCAGCCUCAAAACACAUUAUUCAUCUCUAAUCUUGGAUGGAAUUAGAGAAACUACUAUUAAACUUGGCCAUUUGGAGGACAUUAGAGUCAGCCCUGGACCAGAGGGGCCAGUGGGUUUUUCCAGGUGUGUUCUGGCACAGUAGACAUCAGUUUUUGGUCUGUGUUUAGUCCUCCCCACUAUGAUCCCCUGAUCUCUAGCUUCCAGGAAGGUUCCUCCUCAGAACCAAAUACUCUCUUUGUGCAGGUGCCUUCUUGUGCAGAGGAACUGGAAAAGGGGAACCACAGAGCCCAUAGAAAUGGCUGAAUAGAGUCAAGCACUUGGCUUGACUGCAUUUGUGAAGAGAGGUACCACUUAGACAUUGUCAUCUCGAAGGGGCAGAGGAAUUUUGUUGCAGAAGGCAAAUCUCUCUCCCUCGCUCCCCUCCCCCUCUGCAGCCCUCCACGCUGCUUCCUGGGAGUCUGACUUAGGCCUGCAGUUGAAGGCUUUCCAAAGCAAACUCCAGCUGAAGCCCGCAGACAAGUAAGAGCACACACUGAAUGCAGUGUGGGUCUCUGCCCAUUUUAUGGGCAAUGAGGUAGGUGGUUAGAGUGGGGAAGAAGCAUUACUCCUGUGCUCCCAGCCUCGCUAUGAGAGGUGUUUGUGCUGAGUCAAACAAACAUUGGCCUGCUCUGUCCCUUGGAGCUGCAGCCGACCUGCUCUCUCUGGUAAGAUAAUGUGGUGGUACCAGCGGGACGAAGCCAUCCUCUUCCCUUGUGAAGCCGCUGCCUUCCAUCCACCUGCCCGCUUCCCCUCAUUUCUCUCCUAGUACCAUUGUCGUUAGUUUAUUGCCUUGAUAAACCGUGCUGUACUGUUCUGAGCUCUUCCGGGUGCAGUUCAGAAACCGAAAGGACUGUUAACAUGUUUUUCAUUUUAUAUCUAUGCUUCAAGACUCUUUGAUGAGAAUUCUUUUUAAAAAAUUAUUUUCUCGAGCAACUUAUGAGGGAUGGCCUUUUGAGAGUUUUCUUGAGAGACUCUGUGGCUCCUGUGAGUGCCGGAUCUAAAUCUGGAUUUUGCCACAGUUUUACAGGGUAACUUUGGUGCCACGGUUCCUCCUUGUGCCUCAGUUUUCUCGCCCAUUAAAUGGGAACAUUAUUGUCUUCCCCUCCCUACUUCAUGGGGAAUGUCAAAUUCACCUGGGAAGCUGGGAAUGAUGCUAUGCAAAUGUGUGAAUUUUAGUAACAGACUUGACUUUGAGUUCAUUAUCCUUUUUCCCCUUUUCCCAUAGGCAAGGCCUCUCCCAGAGUUCCUUCUCUGGCUCCAAAGUCCAAGAAUAGGCCAUUAGCUCCUUAAAUCCCUCCUUAGCUUCUUGAACUGGGCCUCACUCUUUCUUCUUACCCUUCAGCAAGGAGGAUACACUUUAGACCGGUUUAGUGGGUCCUUCCAGGGCCAGAGGCCACCUUGAUUAGGAGCUUGGCUUCUCCGUGCCCAACCUGAAAUACAGUAGGAGAUAGAAGAGUUCAUAAUUCCCAACCUGCUCUGAAGCCAUAAAGUGCUGGUUUUCCAAAUCUCUUCGAUUACUUCUGGCUAUUUGGGGAAAGGAUGGGCCCGCUCCAGAGGGAAGGGGAUGCUCCCCGCUGAGGUAACUGUUGGAACAUGUGUGCAUGUAUCUCUGCGUAUGUGUGUGCGCUCAUCCUCCUCAGCAUCCCGAAUCAAACAUUGCCUUUUCAAGUCAGAGCACGCCUGAGAGGAAAGGGUUUGUGGAAAGCGGAGCUCUCCAGGGACUCUGGUUGCCAUAGCAACCUUCCAGACUGUUCUCUCUUUCUUCUGAUUUGGGCAGCAAGGGAGAACAGGAGACUACAUAGCCCCAGCUUCUGAAAUGGGAACACCUCCCGCAUAUUGGUUUAGGGACUGGUAGUGACAGGACAGGGAUGUGUGACCUUUGGAAAAUGACAGGGUAGCAGGUCCCCAAAACUUCCUCCCUGCACUUUUCUUCCUGAUUUCCCCACCCACUCAUUGAAGCUGCCUCAUCUCACCCCUGAUUCUUCAGAAACUUGAAUGCUAAGCAACUGCCAGUUAAACCAAUGUCAAUAUUACCCUUUUCAAAAUGACAAGGGGAGCCUUGGAGGGGACAUGCUCCUGGAGAGGCAGCCGGCUGGGUCUCGCCGAGAAUCAUAAUAGUUUCAGUCCAUAGUGUCAUGUUGUUCUCAACUCCUCAGAGACAGUCUCCACCCAGCUCUAAGAGAGAUGGAGACAAAUGAUGCUCCUUUCUCCAGAGAGUCCAGCUCUGUUCCUAGGAAUCUCAUAGGUGGCUCUUAAGAUGUUGAAGAAAAACUGAGAGGCUGUGACCUGACCUAGUUUCUGGGAAGGAUUUUUCCAAGUGAUCCUCCUCCGACUCUGAGCCUCUUCAUGUGGAUUUUGUGUCCUGAGCACCAAAAGCAUGUUCAGCCUCUGUGCCGCGACAGCUGGAGCGGUGAUUUCACAGCUGCCAGCGCAGGCAGGCCGCAGGCCAUCGCUGCACCUGACUCCAGCCGGCAGGAGCUCCCAAAGGUCUUCCUGGAUCUGUCAGCUUGGCUGAGAUGGGGGAUUGUCCUCCUGCCUGAUCGUCCCCAAAGAGAGAGAGGGACAGCUGGCCAUCUUUGCAUCUGAGAUUCCUAGAAGUGGAAUUGAUGUGCUAACAAUUAGGUACGCCUUAAAUGUUUCGACGUGUGUUACUGAAAUGUCCUCCAGAAGGUCGUGCCUGUGCUGGGCAAGGUUGCCAGACACAAUACAGGAGGCUCGGCUAAUUUGAAUUCCAGGUAAGCAGUGAAUAAUUUUUUGUAUAAGAAUGCCCCAAAUAUUGCAAAACCAUCUGACAUUCAAAUUUAACUGUGGAUCCUGUAUUUUUAUUUGCUCAACCUUCCAGUCUCAGACUCGGUCUAAACCUCAGUUCAUGAACCCAGUAGUGGCCCUGCAGCUUUGCUGCUGGGCUGGGAGCCCUGUGCCUCAGGUCUGGCCACCUUUGAGCAUCAACAGCCAUUCCCUCCGAAAUCUGGCCGUCUCCAGGGAUGCUCCCAUCUGGUGGAUCAGAAAAAAUUAUUUCCGUCUUGAAAAGUGAUAAUGAAUGGUUAUAGAAAGUGAGAGGCAAACAGAUAGAAGAAGCCGCCUGCUCUGAGUGAGUGUUUAUGGCACCCUACCAGCUCUGGAUUGGGUUGGGAGGGGCCACUGUUAAUGUGAUGGGAAUUAAAUACUAUCUUGUUUAAUUUGAAUUUUAUCAAUGAUUGUAAUUUACUUGCUCUUAAAGAUCAUGGUGGAAUAUUUUCAGCCAUAAAAAGAAGGAAAUUCUGCCAUUUGUGACAACAUGGAUGGACUUGAGGGCAUUAAGUGAAAUAAAUCAGACAGAGGAAGACAAAUACUGUAUGAUCUUAUUCAUACGAGGAAUUUAAAAAAAACAAGAACAAAAAAAUACUGAACUCAUGGAAAAAGAGAUCAGAUUUGUGGUCAGCACCCGUGGGGGGCAGGCGCAGGGGUUGGACGCAGGCGAUCAAAUGUCCACACUUGCGGUUAUAAGAUACAUCAGUGCUGGGGAUGCGACGCACAGCGUGAUGACUCCGGCGAACACUGCUGGACGGGGUAUUUGGAAGUUGUUAGGAGGGUAAAUCCUAAGAGAUCUCAUCACAAGGAAAAAUGAAUCUUUUUUCUCUUUUUGUGUCUGUAUGAGAUGAUAACUGAACUCAUUGUGGUAAUCACUUACAAUACGUGUAAGUCAAAUCACCAUGCUCUACGCCUUAAACUUGCACAGUGCUGUAUGUCAGUUAUGGCUCAACAAAACUGGACAAAAGAGACCAUGCGGAACACUGAGCCUUGAGAGAGCCCUGGCGCUUUUCCCGUGGCGUCUGCAGGCCCAGCUGCAGCCCUACACUUGUGGAGGCCGCUACUCCACCUCUCGGGGAAUGCACAGGGCUUGGUGACAUACCCCAGAGGAGCCGAAAAUUCUACCAAGUUGAAGGUUUCCGGGAAUGCCAAAUUCAACAUCACUCAUGGAAAUGGGAAAGGCUGGCACAGAGGUCCAAGCAAGGAGACCUACACAUACAUUUCUGAUAGCGGCUGGACAGAGAGGGCCCGGACCCUCAGCUUCUCCAGAAGACGAAUGAGACCCCUCCUUGGGCCUGACACCCCUGCGGUGACCUCCCAGAAGCAGUGACCAGGCUAGAAAAAGCUGAGAUCUGACCCACCGGCGUUAAAGAUAGGGCCCAGGAUGUUGGGGUGAGGCUGUAGGGGGAAAGGGAAAACUGGUAAUGUGGGCAAAAGAGAGCAGGUCUGGGAGGUCAGGGGUCAAGGGAUGCUAGAAAGUGCAUGGCUGUGCUACAGACCCAUCCAGGAAAAGGAUUGUUGUGGAAGACUAACGAAUAAACAUAUGGAAAGUCUCAGA
Equus caballus (horse) is the source of this 6601-nucleotide messenger RNA. The record is from RefSeq and is a predicted model, not a curated record. Lineage: Eukaryota; Metazoa; Chordata; Mammalia; Perissodactyla; Equidae.